AUGCAUUGCUACAUUUCAUCGUCGCUGAAGGAUGGCGGGAUGGGUCUCCCGUUGAAACAGCCAAAGGCCAUCCUUGACCACAUCACGUUCAAGAAGAUGGGUGUUGUUACAAAACUAGCGCCGAAUUUGGGCUCGUAUUCUAAAGAGGUGGAUAUAUUCGACCUACGCUGGCAGCCAUGUUGCAUAUGGUUCAAACUAUCCACGGCUGAAACAAGCUUAAACGCAAGUAUGAUCCGGACCGGGUUGCUCUGGUACCGUUUGUGUGUCGGAAGCGGAGGUGAAGACUGGUGCCGACUUGGACGCGAGGACCAUGGGACUUGCAAAGCGGCCACGGUGACGAAUCUAGGUGACCCUGCUGAACCGUUGAUUUUAUGGAUGGACGCGGCAGCCGCGGGAUACUAUAUCACGUUUGGCAAAUUUGGGAAUUGGGAGCUUUUUGCAUCUGAAAAAAAAUGGAUGUAG
Paracoccidioides lutzii Pb01 is the source of this 462-nucleotide messenger RNA. RefSeq lists its product as hypothetical. Bases 1 to 462 code for a protein of 153 amino acids. The record is from RefSeq and is a predicted model, not a curated record. The transcript has 2 exons.